CUGAUUCGGAAGCACAUCUUUUUUUCCAACUGAUAACACUUUGAUUUCCAAAACAUAUCCAAUACAUUCUAAAGUGUAAUUAGACUGUAUAUAAUUUCACUUUCUCUUAUUUUAAACUGUUUUCUCAGAAUUUGACUUUUGAGUAAGCUGAGGCAGAAAUUGGCAAUAUGUGCGUGGGCCAGAUAGAAGAUAUAACAAAACCACAAAAGGUUUCUGUCAUAUUGUUUCUACAGGUCUCUUUCUCUGGCAUCUCAUUGGAGAUGCGAGGGAAAGUGCUGGAGUAGGUUUUCUCUUGCCUUAUGGAGAAUACAUUAACACAGGGAUGUUUCAUCGUAUCAAAUCACAUUUUGCUAUAAAAAAAAAAGUAGACCAAAGUUAUGGCCCAAACUCUCUGCAACAGCGCCAAUUAAAUUUCGAUCAGCUUUAGUUUUCCCUUCAAAUAAUUAAAGUAGAAGGAUGUUAAUGAUGUUUGAGAGGAAAAUGGAGUAACACCCACUAACUUCUGUCAAGCCAACCUUAUUCAUAGAGUAUAUUUCAUAUGGCAAUCCUAAGUGCUUUAAAAGAAAAAAAAAAAAAUUAUUGAUCAACCAAAACAAAUUCAAUUAUAAAAAAACAAUAGAAAUUAGUUUUUUUUUUGGCAAAGAGCUCAAGCAAAAAUGUCCAUAAUGACUGAAAGAACCACAAGCUGAUUUUGGGUUGAUUCCAGGUUUGAUGAGAAGACCUUUACAUGAACACCUCACAGAUCUGUUUGGACUUUAUUCAGUGAACACUUCAAACAUGGAAAAGAACCAGAACAUUUAAAGAGAUUAUGAGAUGAGGUCAUAUGCUCAAACCUUUUGGUUUGGUCUGGUAAAUAGCCUAGCCUAGCUAGCAGCAUCUUUUAUCAAUUUAAAUGAAUUGACGUCUUGCAUGAGUGAGGAAAACGUGUUGCUGUAAUGUAAUCUACUAGAAACAAAUGAAUGAAUUUAUCUAAUCCGGGUUGAGGUAGGAAGGAUCUAACUUUGGAUAUUUUGUUUCUAAAUGGACAACAUGCCACCAGUAAUAUUUACAGGUGCAUCUCAACGAAUAAAAGUACCAUCAAAACGUGAAUUUAUUUCAGUAAUUCAAUUCAAAAAGUGAAUUGUCUUUAUGUAAAAAAAAAAAACUUACCCUCUUUGUGGAGGGUGUCAAUGACUGCUGAACAACCGUGAGGUCAGCAGCCCAUGAUUUUGUAGGCCAUAACUUAAUAUUUCUGGAACAAUUUUCAUUUUAAUGAUCUCAUGUAGCUAGCUGUAAGUGAUCAUCAUCAAAACGAACAGAAAUAAACUUGUAAUCUGCAUGUAAUCAACAUAUAAGUUUCACAUUUUGAGAUUAAUUGCUGAAAUCAAUCAACUUUUGAUUAUGUUCAAAUUUACUGAGAUUCACUUAUGCGUUUCUGAAAAUUAGGAUCAAAACCAAACGGCUUUUUUUGACAUGUUGAAAGGUUUAACCAGCACAGACUCGUAAAUGAUUAUCUUUAUCACCCGUUUCCAGAAGAGAUACCCCCCAACAUAUAAUCUGGCAAACAAGUUGUGCAAGGUUACUUUGGCUCUCCUUUUAUGUCACAUCUGUGCUGCUACGUAGCUCCUCUCUUUGGCAUGCUGCUGACUAGCUGGGCAGUGGUCAGGGCACAGAUUGGGGAGAGCCUAUUUCUGCCGAGAUAGGAGGCAAUGUGAAAGUGGGGACCAGCUGUGUUCGUGGAAUUAAUCACGUCUGUAAUAGCAAGUAAAUAAAGUCGUCCAGACUCGGUGUAAUGAGGGACUGCACAUCAAAAGCUAUGGCUGGACCCAGGCCUGUGGUGUUCAGCGGCCCAUCCGGGGCAGGAAAGAGCACCCUGCUGAAGAAACUCAUGAAGGAAUAUGAAAAUGUGUUUGGCUUCAGCGUCUCCCAUACAACAAGAAACCCUCGUCCAGGAGAAGAGAACGGCAGAGAUUACCAUUAUGUUACACGGGAGGCGAUGCAGGCGGCCAUCAACAACGGCGAGUUCAUCGAGAACGCAGAGUUUUCUGGGAACCUGUAUGGCACGAGUAAAGCCGCCGUCCACACUGUCCAGGCCAAGAACCUCAUCUGCAUACUCGACAUCGACAUGCAGGGCGUGAAGAACAUCAAGAAGACGGACCUCGACCCAAUUUACAUCUCCAUCCAGCCGCCAUCCAUGGAAAUCUUGGAGACACGAUUAAGAGACAGACAAACUGAGUCGGAGGAGAGCCUUCAGAGGCGUUUCCGUGCAGCCAAGGUGGACAUGGAGUUCAGUAAAGAACCUGGUGUGUUUGAUGUCGUUAUUGUCAACGACAAUUUGGAGGAUGCUUAUGGAAGGUUAAAACAAACUCUUCUUGAGGAAAUUAACAAGGUCAAGAAAACCAAGAUGUCUUCGUAGAAGACUACUCAGCCUGGUACCUCAUCCAUCCACUCCCUAUAAAACUCCAGACCUCCUUUCCUGCCAUGUACAUUCCUUCAGAAGGCAGUCUGUGAAACUCGGACAACAAAAAUUAGUGAAUCUGCAAACAUGUAUUUGGGGUUAACUAUAGUGAAAAUGUAUUGUAACGAGCAUUUUUAGAUAUGUUUUUUUUUUUGUUCUUUACGUUUGAAGAAAAGAUACUUAAAUGAUUCUUACUUGAAGUGUGGCAUGAACAGCGUGCAGGAGGGUCUCUGUACGACCGGAAUGCUUGCGUUUUUGUUCACUCACUAAGCCAGAGUAGUGUGACCCAUUCCAUCAUGUGGACAAACUAGUUUUAGGAUGUAGUCAGCCAAUAUGAGAUAUUGGUUUCUGCCGCCAAACUGUGCUUGUCUUAUCUUUCCAUCCAUCCGUUGUCUAUACCCUGUCAUUUGGUGAGAGGUGGGCUGCACCCUGGAUAGAUCAACAGUCAAUCAGGACAAACAAGCAUGCACACACACACUCAUACCUGAGGGCAACUUGGAGAGACCAAUUAACUUAACCGUCCUGUUUUUGGACUGUUGGAGGAAGAGAACCCUCAUGCACAGGGAGAACAUCCUAACUCCAGCCAGAAAACCCCAGGCUGGGAUUUGAACCAAGGACUUUCUUGCUGCAAGGCAACAGUGCCACCAACUGCACCACUGUGCAACCUGUCUUGUCUUUCUUCGUGUGUAAAAAUAGAUUAAUCAGCAGUUGUGGUAUGUGGUAUAAAAUUCAUAUUCCUCUCCGGCCGUUUACUUUCAGGGGGUCAUUCAUGUCAGCCAUACAUUUAAAACUACAUUUAUUCCAGAGUUGGUGAAGUAAUUUAUUUUUGUUGUUUGUAGUUGUUUAUGGUUUUUUUUUUAUUGUAUGUGUUGGCAGGAUUUGUUUUAUUUGGAGUUCUAUUUGAAUUAUGUUUGGCUUGACUUAAUACAAUCUUUGUUAAAAAACAAAUACUAUAUGACAGUCAGUUAUUUUUAUUUUUAUGUUGUUGAAGAAAAGGGGGAAAAGACAGUUGACUAUUUUACAAUUGUAAUUUUUUUUUAAAACCUUUUUUUUAUUGUCGCUUGCUCAUAUUGUAGCUUUACAUGUACAGUGAAAUGAAAUUCAGUGGACUUUAAAGCAUCUGCAAAAUUAAAUGGACAUGUUUAAGAUUUAUGUAUUCCCUAAAAAACAAAACGGCAAAUUUUAUUUUACAUUCAUAAUUAAAGAAAAUAUAUGAUGUAUUUGUGAGCUGGCAUCAGGAAGUUUCCCAGCAAUACUUAAAAAGUAAAACUAUUAAUGGGACCUCAUAAGAUCCAUUCGUUUGACCAAAAGUUAUAUAUUCCUGAUAUUAUUGUUCAUUAUUUAAGCUCAUUCUUAUUUACAGCAAUAACAUGUUACAUGUUAAAACUUCAAUAAAAUGAUACAACUACA
Messenger RNA from Girardinichthys multiradiatus, 3847 nucleotides. RefSeq names its product guanylate kinase 1a (gene guk1a). The record is from RefSeq and is a predicted model, not a curated record. The transcript is spliced from 7 exons. Gene Ontology annotation, biological process: purine nucleotide metabolic process. Gene Ontology annotation, molecular function: GMP kinase activity. Gene Ontology annotation, cellular component: cytosol. The coding region runs from base 1772 to 2395 and encodes 207 amino acids. NCBI's taxonomy places the organism in Eukaryota, Metazoa, Chordata, Actinopteri, Cyprinodontiformes, Goodeidae.